This is a messenger RNA of Poecilia latipinna (sailfin molly), 3861 nucleotides long. RefSeq names its product serine/threonine-protein kinase N2. The transcript has 23 exons. Gene Ontology annotation, molecular function: ATP binding; small GTPase binding; protein serine/threonine kinase activity. Gene Ontology annotation, biological process: peptidyl-serine phosphorylation; intracellular signal transduction. The coding region runs from base 348 to 3275 and encodes 975 amino acids. The record is from RefSeq and is a predicted model, not a curated record. Lineage: Eukaryota; Metazoa; Chordata; Actinopteri; Cyprinodontiformes; Poeciliidae.
CAGCACUACGGCUCCUCUGGGCGGACGCUUCCAUUCUAACCACCGCCUCUCCUUCUCCAGCUACAGUGGGACAGAUUUCUGCCGUAGCAUUUUUUUUUUUUUUUUUUUUUUUUUUUACAUCUGAGCGCCAGUCCACCCUCUGGGACUCUAUCGGGACGGCGAGGCCGCGUCAAAGAAGUGCGAAGACGGCAUGGGAAGCCCCGUGUUACCCAGAAGAGCGAUGGUUUGGCCAAAAUAAUCCCGUCUUUCUGUCGCCAGAGAGGGAAACUUAAAACAAGUCCUGUUUUUGGAGUCCCACCGCCCCUCACUGCUCUCCCCGUAGGAUUUGAUUCAAAGGCGAAUCCAAGAUGGCUGCUGAUUCCGUGCAGGGGGAUGCCAGGGCCCAGCUGGUGGCAGAGCGACUGGGUCUUGGACAAAACCUGGACCUGUCUGAUACCAUGGUCCAGCAGAAGCUGGACGAAAUCAAGGAGCAGAUCCGUCGUGAGAUCCGCAAAGAGUUAAAGAUCAAAGAAGGUGCAGAGAACCUGCGCAAGGUCACCACAGACAAGAAGAGCCUGGCUUACGUGGACAAUAUGCUUAAAAAAUCUAACAAGAAGGUGGAGGAGCUCCACCAGGAGCUGCAAGAACUAAACGCUCAUAUAGUGGUCAAAGAUCCAGAAGAAUUAGCAGAGUGCCCUUUAACCCCCGAUACUCCAAGCAGUGAAGCGAGAACGUGCACAAGCAACAGCCGCCUGGCAGCUUUAAAACGGCAGAAUGACAUCGAACUGAAGGUGAAACAGGGAGCCGAGAACAUGAUUCAGAUGUACUCCAACGGCUCCUCCAAGGACCGCAAGUUACUGGCCGCCGCUCAGCAGAUGCUUCAGGACAGCAAGACGAAGAUAGAGUUCAUCAGAAUGCAGAUCCUGAAGGCCAGUCAAGCCACGGAGCUGAGCUUUGAGAGCAAUGACCUGAUGGCUGACAAGUCCAUCAUCAGUCCUCUGGACCUGCGGGUGGAGGAGCUGUGUCACCAUGCCAGGAUAGAGUCUGCAGUGGCAGAGGGAGCCAAGAACGUCAUGAAGCUGCUGGGCUCCGGAAAAGUCACAGAAAAGAAAGCUCACUCAGAGGCGCAGGCUCGCUUUACCGAGUCCAGCCAGAAGCUGGACCUGUUGCGUUACUCAUUAGAGGAGCGCCUUAGCGAGUUGCCAAAAAACCACCCUCGCAGCAGCGCCAUCGUAGAGGAGCUGUCUCUGCUGUCCUCCCCCGCCCUCAGCCCCAGGUCCAGCAUCAUCUCCACACAGAACCAGUACAGCACUGUCACCAAGCCCGCAGCGCUCACAGGCACGUUAGAUGUCAGACUCAUGGGCUGCCAGGACCUUCUGGAAAAUGUCCCCGGCCGUUCCAAGGCGGCCCCCAGCCCGCUGCCUGGCUGGAGCCCCAGCGAGACGCGCUCAUCUUUCAUUAGCCGAGCCAACAGGAACCGAGGCGUGAGCUCCAGGAACCUCACAAAGAGUGAGGAGCUCUCCAAUGAGAUCAGCGCCGUCCUGAAGCUGGACAACACAGUGGUCGGACAGACGAGCUGGAAGCCCGUCAGUAACCAGGCCUGGGACCAGAAGUUUACACUGGAGCUGGAUCGGUCUCGAGAGUUGGAGAUCUCUGUGUACUGGCGGGACUGGCGUUCCCUCUGCGCUGUCAAGUUCCUGAGGCUGGAGGACUUCCUGGACAACCAGCGUCAUGGAAUGUGUCUGUACCUGGAGCCACAGGGGAUGCUGUUUGCUGAGGUAACAUUUUUCAAUCCUGUUAUUGAGAGAAGACCAAAGCUGCAAAGACAAAAAAAGAUUUUCUCUAAACAACAAGGUAAGACCUUCCCACGAGCCCCCCAGAUGAACAUCAACAUCGCCACCUGGGGGCGGCUGGUGAGAAGAGCCAUACCCAAUCUCAGCACCAACUCUUUCAGCCCCCAAGCUCCUGAGAUGGGCCAUGGCAGCGUUCCUGGUUCCCCCACACCCAGCAGCGAUCCACUGGUGACCAAGCUGGAUUUCGACAAAGAACCCACACCAGGACCCAAACACUACGCAGCACCUGAUGAUGUCAGAGAACCACCUGUACAGAACAAGAUGCCCAACAAGCAGGAAGUGGAGGACGCACUGAGUGAAUUCAACUUCCUGAAUAAGAGAAUCAGCACGGUUCUGGAACCAGACGCUGACGGGGUUCUGGAGCCAGAGUUCCAGCAUCCCAACCUGGAGCUCACUUCCAUCCAGAAGGACUCAGAGAUAAGGGAAGAAGAGCAGUUCCACUUCAGUCUCCAAGAUUUUAAAUGUGUGGCUGUUCUUGGACGUGGUCACUUUGGAAAGGUGCUGUUAUCAGAAUACAAAAGCACAGGCGAGAUGUUUGCCAUUAAAGCUUUGAAGAAAGGAGACAUUGUGGCUCGAGAUGAGGUGGACAGUCUGAUGUGUGAGAAGAGGAUUUUUGAGACGGUCAACAGCGUCCGCCACCCCUUCCUGGUCAACUUGUUUGCGUGUUUCCAGACGUCGGAGCACGUCUGCUUUGUAAUGGAGUACGCAGCGGGAGGCGACCUGAUGAUGCACAUCCACGCCGACGUGUUCUCUGAGCCCCGGGCCGUAUUUUAUGCAGCGUGUGUCGUUCUGGGAUUACAGUUUUUACACGACCACAAGAUAGUGUACAGAGACCUGAAGCUGGACAACCUGCUUCUGGACACAGAGGGAUAUGUGAAGAUCGCUGACUUUGGCCUUUGCAAAGAAGGAAUGGGCUUCAGGGAUCGCACCAGCACCUUCUGCGGCACGCCGGAGUUCCUGGCCCCUGAGGUUUUAACGGAGACGUCGUACACCCGCGCCGUGGACUGGUGGGGGCUGGGCGUGCUCAUCUUCGAGAUGCUGGUGGGAGAGUCACCGUUUCCCGGCGAUGACGAGGAGGAGGUGUUCGACAGCAUCGUGAACGAUGAAGUCCGCUAUCCACGCUUCCUCUCCACCGAGGCCAUCUCCAUCAUGAGGAGGCUUUUGAGGAGGAGCCCGGAGCGCCGUCUGGGAGCAGGAGAAAGAGAUGCAGAGGAAGUUAAGAAACAUCUAUUCUUCAGGAACUUGGACUGGGACGGUUUGCUGGCCAAGAAGGUGAAGCCGCCGUUCGUGCCGACCAUCCAGGGUGCCAACGACGUCAGCAACUUCGACGAUGAAUUUACCUCAGAGGCUCCGAUUUUAACCCCCCCCAGAGAACCCCGAGUCCUGAGCUCCGAGGAGCAGAACCUGUUUUCUGACUUUGAUUACAUCGCUGACUGGUGUUAGCUCCACCUUCAAAGACACACACACACACACACACACACACACACACACACACACACACUGUGAACUAAACAGCUCAGUGAUGACUGGAGCUCACUUUUUAUAAACAAUCUUUUCUUCCUUCCUCCCUGCCCAAAAUGUUGAGAGAACAAACUGUGCCAUUGAGAAGAAAAUCUAGAUGACCUCUACAAGGACCUCAGAUGUUUUGUUUGUUUGUUUUUUAAUCCAGAUGAGAUUGUUGUUGUUUUCUUUUAAUUGAAUGGAAUUGUGUUGGAUGGAAAAUGGAGGGAGAUCCUGCACAGAUCGCCGCCGUGUCCGUUGACUGACCACUGAGAAUGUUUUCCAUACGGACUGAGAAGACGGCACCAUUACAAUCACAUUAUUCGGUGUUGCUGUCUUCAGAUUUUUUAAAAGAAAAAAAAAAUGUGUACAGAUUAUAUUCAGUCACAUAUUUGAUGUGUAUUGAUGUGUAUCCCUCAGCUUGGAUCAUUUCUGGACCUGGUGUUCAGUGAAGGCUUGGUCACUGAACGGUCAGCUACAGCUAACAUCUUGACUACUACAGCAGUUUCCUGACUUGAAAAAAAAAAAA